AUGGAGGCGAAAGACUUGCCGGCAUUCGUCUACGACCCCCUGCCCUCACCUUCGCACAUCAGGCUGCUCCAGCGAUGCGGAACAAGCACUGGAGGACAACUAGCCUUCUCCCUCGUGACACGACACGUCGACGCCCCGGCACCUGACUACCACUGCCUCUCCUACACCUGGGGCAACCCGUUCGCGCACGGGACGCACUUUGUCGAGCACUUCGACGCCGUCGCGGCCCAGUACGAGGCCCGCAACGCCGUUGACAUCGUCCUCGACGGCCGCGCUCUGCGGGUUCAGAAGAACCUCCAUGACGCGCUCGCCUCGGUGCCGCAGACGGCCUACCUUGACUACCUGAACCGGCCGCUUGUCGACGAGGCCGGGAAGACCUUCCUUCACACGUCUGCGGCCGAGGGGAGGGCUGGUGCCGUCGAUGGCUGGCUGUGGGACGGCGCCGAGGUCGACGGCCUCGAUGAGAGGGGUCGAGCGGCGUUGCACUACGCCGCCGACAAGGGUCAUUCCAACGUCGUCGAGAUGCUAUGUCGAGCAGGUGCUCGGCGAUGUCGGCGAGGCGACGACGGGAGGACCCCUAUGGACCUCGCCUUGGCCGGUGGUCACGGCGGCGUCGUCUCCAUCCUCGAGAGCCUCUCCCACCAACCGGAUCCCCUAGAGGCCUCAGAAGGCGCGCGGAAGCCGGAUCGAGCCGACAUGCUCAUCUGGGCCGACGCCAUCUGCAUCAACCAGGCCGACGUGGAGGAGAAGGGUGCGCAGGUGACGAUGAUGGACCGCAUCUACUCCAACGCCGCCUACGUCGUCGCCUGGCUCGGGCCACCUGACGGACAGUCGGAGACGGGUCUGAGGACGCUCGACACCUUGCGGGCGCACCUGCAAGAGUACACCGGCAGCCAGAUCGAGCCGUUUGGGGGCUUCGACAGGGACAGGUACGCCGAGGCCUCCGUCCCUUUCCUAUCGUGGCCCGAGUGGAGGGCGCUCGCGAGCAUCUACCAGCGGCAGUGGUUCCGACGCGCCUGGAUCGUGCAGGAGGCGGUGCUGCCCAAGAUCCUGCUCAUGUACCUAGGCCGACGUCACGUCUCGUGGUACCAUCUCGGCAUGGUCGCCGAUGCUCUCCGCCACAACGCCGCCAAGCUCGGGACCAGCCGGUCGACCGUCUUCGUGCCACCGACCGACGCGGCGGUGCCUGUCGAGUGGAACAUGACGGAGAUGUACAAGUAUCGCACAAAUAGGAACAUGGCGAUGGAAAAGGGCACCGACGCCGCGCCCGAGCACAAGGCUCUCUUCGCCAUGAAGGACCUCGUGUUGAACUUUUGGACCUUUCUCGCCUCCGAGCCCCGCGACAAGGUCUUCGCCCUCUACGGCCUCUUCAACGCCUUUGCGGACCGGAGGUUGACGGCCGACUACCGGCUGUCGCUGCGAGAGGUGUACACGGCGACGACGAGGCGCAUCAUUGCCGACUCGGGAAGCUUGAGCGCCCUGUCCGCAUGUGUCUAUCCCGAACAGAGGGGCAAGGCAACCAAGCUGCCGAGCUGGGUGCCCGACUUCAGCCUGCCGGCCGUCAACGCCAUCCCCGAAACGUUUUGCGCAGACGAGGGCCUGCCAUACGUAUCGCCUCCCGAAGCCGACGCCGCCGAUGGCCGCCUCGUCCUCAGAGUCCGUGGCUUGAAGAUCGGCACCAUCUCCCGCGUCGGGGGCCGGCCCAACACCGGCCCCUCGGGCAAGCUGCAGUUUGACCCGUCCUGGAUCGAAAUGGUGCUGUCACUGCGGAGCGAGGGCGCCGGCGGGGAAGGCUUGGUGCUGUCUGAGGUUCUUUGGCGAACGCUAUGCAUGGACAUGUCACCGGGGAGCCUGUUCGACGCGAGCACGUACGGGUCGCGGGCGCCCGAUGGUUUCGGGUCGCAGUUUCGCGUCUUCAUGCUGCUCAUGAUCCUCGCCGGUGCCGACAGGAUGGUGCUGGAGAAGAUGGGAGCCGCGGCGAGCGCGAGCGGCACCUUGUCCGUCAGCCACCUCCCGUACAACCCCAUGGCCGCCGACAUGGAGCCGACGCUCGCCGGCCUCGACGCGCUCGCGGCCCACGACGGGGACCGAACCUGGACGCCCCUGCGGCAGGAGGUCAUGCACUUUUGGGACAAGCUCGAGUGUACCUUGGUGCGGAACACGACGGUCGACGCCGACGGCGGACCGCACGACUUUUACGUUCCGAAGGAGGUGCGCGAGGGCACGGCGAGGAUGGUCGGUGGCGGGUACGUCGUCGCCGGCUCGCGCAUGUUCCGGCGAUGCCACGGCUUCGCGACUGCCUACAGCGCCGUGUACGGGGGACGCCAGCUCAUGACGGUCAACAACACGCACCUCGGCAUGGCGCCGUUGUCCGCCCAAACCGAGGACGAGGUUUGGAUCCUGCCAGGCCUCCGGGCACCGGCGGUCAUGAGACCAAUCAAGGAGGUCGUCGAGGCCGGCACAGAGCAAGAUACGGACGCGAAAGCAGGUGCGGGCGGUGCAACGCCUCGCCAUCACUUCGUAGGAGCAUGCUAUGUCCACGGGCUGAUGCAUGGUGAGGCGGCGGCGGGGAACCACGUCAUGCUGGAUACCGUCGAGCUGGUGUGA
Molecule: messenger RNA, 2607 nt
Organism: Drechmeria coniospora
Lineage: Eukaryota; Fungi; Ascomycota; Sordariomycetes; Hypocreales; Ophiocordycipitaceae
Exons: 1
Coding region: 1-2607 (868 amino acids)
Molecular function (GO): protein binding
Source: RefSeq, a predicted model, not a curated record